Molecule: messenger RNA, 909 nt
Organism: Caenorhabditis remanei
Lineage: Eukaryota; Metazoa; Nematoda; Chromadorea; Rhabditida; Rhabditidae
Exons: 7
Coding region: 1-909 (302 amino acids)
Source: RefSeq, a predicted model, not a curated record
AUGCCUGACGAGAGUGAAUGCCUCAAGAAAGAAGAGGAAAGAUUUAAAUCUCCGGAUCCAGCCCCAACAUUGGAUGAAGAAGUAGACAUCGCAACACUUCCCUCGAUGCUUGAAGACGAUCCAAAUGGGAAUGUUGUCGAGUGUGAUUUGGGUUUUAAAGGACCUCGAUGGGGCCCACAACAUGCUGGUGCGAUGAAAUUAGCAUCAAUGUAUAGCAAAGAAAAACGACUACAAGAAGAAGUUUCCCUGAUCUUCGCCAUCUUCUUCUUCAUUACCGUAUUUGUCAAUUUACUCGUUAGUUGGGAAACGUCAAUUUGGAAGUCCGUGGUAUUCUAUGCAGUCCUCGGUGUGAUGACUGCUGAUUUCCUCUCUGGUCUUGUUCACUGGGGUGCUGAUACAUUCGGAAGUGUCGAAACGUGGUUCGGACGCUCAUUUAUUCGACCAUUCCGUGAACAUCACGUCGAUCCAACUGCAAUUACUCGACAUGAUUUUGUUGAAGUGAACGGAGAUAAUUUUAUGCUUUGUAUUGUACCACUUGGAUUGAUUUUAUAUCAACAACUAACUUAUGAGAGAGCUGAAUUGACUCAAUGGGCAUCGUUCCAUUGGUAUAUUCUCUUGUUGGGAAUCUAUGUGGCAUUGACUAAUCAGAUUCACAAGUGGUCUCACACCUACUUCGGACUUUCGAAAUGGGUCGUCUUCCUCCAAAAAGCUCACAUUAUUCUGCCAAGAAGUCACCACAAAAUUCACCACAUCUCCCCGCACGCUUGUUACUACUGUAUCACAACCGGAUGGCUCAAUUGGCCAUUGGAAUAUAUUGGCUUCUGGCGUAAACUCGAAUGGGUUGUGACGGCUGCCACAGGAAUGCAACCACGCGAAGACGAUCUGAAGUGGGCAACCAAAUUGAACUAG